AUGUCGUCUGGACAGGGAGAUUCGAAGCUCUUUGCCAGGGGCAAAGUUGCUGAGCUGCGAGCGGAGCUCACCAAUCCUGGCAAAAAGGACAAGAACCACGCCACCAAAAAGAAUGCUUUGAAAAAGAUCGUCGCCAAUAUGACCAUGAGCAACAACGACAUGGUCGCUCUCUUUCCAGAUAUCGUGGCUUGCAUGGAUAUUCCAGUCCUCGAGAUCAAGAAGAUGUGUUUCUUGUACCUUCAGCAUUACGCUCGAAUGAAACCAGACAUAGCAUUGCGAGCCUUGCCGGUGCUGGAAGAGGAUCUCCUGGACCCAAAUCCCUUAAUCCGAGCACUUGCAUUGCGGACUAUCUCAUAUAUCCACGUUCGAGAAUUCGUUGAAGGCGCGAUUACCCCACUGAAAAAGCUAAUGGUAGACCAAGACCCCUAUGUCCGCAAAACAGCCGCCAUUACCGUCGCCAAAAUCUACGACCACGACAAGCGACUCGUCGAGGGAUCAGACCUGAUUGAUCGACUCAAUAGAAUGCUGAAGGAUGAGAAUCCUACGGUUGUCGCAAGCGCACUUUCUGCGUUACAAGAUAUCUGGGAGAGGAGCGAAAACAUCAAGUUGACCAUUGACUACGCCAGCGCCUCCAAAAUCAUUUCGAUCCUCCCGGACUGCAAUGAAUGGUCUCAGACCUACAUAUUGGAAGCGAUAGUAUCCUACGUCCCACACGAAUCUGGCGAGGCCCUCUUACUGGCAGAACGAAUAUCAUCUCGGCUUUCGCACUCGAACUCCGCCGUGGUGCUUACCUGCAUCCGUGUCAUUAUGUACCUCAUGAACUACAUUUCUGACCAGAGGAAAGUGGACGAACUCGCCCGCAAACUAUCCCCGCCUCUUGUCACCCUCCUCUCCAAGCCACCAGAGAUCCAAUAUCUCGCCCUGAGAAAUGCCAUACUCAUCCUCCAACAAAGGCCUGAGGUCCUGCAAAAUGACAUCCGCGUGUUUUUCUGCAAGUACAACGAUCCGAUAUAUGUCAAGGUGACGAAACUGGAGUUGAUCUUCAUGCUGGCCAAUAAGAGCAACAUUUCGGUGGUUCUCAACGAGUUGAGAGAGUACGCGACCGAGAUUGACGUCCAGUUUGUGCGUAAGGCUGUUCGAGCAAUCGGAAAACUUGCGAUCAAGAUUGAGCCGGCGGCACGGCAGUGUAUCGACGCCCUCCUGGAACUGGUCAAUGCCAAAAUUCCGUACAUCGUGCAAGAGGCAACGGUGGUCAUCAAAAACAUUUUCCGCAAAUACCCCAACCAGUACGAAUCCGUCAUCUCCACCGUGAUCGGCCAGAUUGAUGAAUUGGAUGAGCCCGAAGCAAAGGCUGCAAUCAUCUGGAUCAUUGGAGAGUACGCUGACCGAAUCGACAACGCCGAUUCACUGCUCCAGGACUACCUGUCCACUUUCCAUGAAGAGCCCAUCGAGGUCCAACUCGCCCUCCUGACGGCAACAGUGAAACUCUUCCUCCACCGUCCGACGAAGGGCUCGUCAAUCGUCCCGCAAGUGCUAAAAUGGUGCACCGAAGAAUCAGACGACCCGGAUCUUCGCGAUCGAGGUUACAUGUACUGGCGGCUGUUAUCUACCGACCCGGUGACAGCCAAGAAAGUUGUCAUGGGAACGAAACCGCCCAUUACAGCUGAAAGCGAGAAGCUGGACCCCACCACUCUGGAAGAGCUGUGCCUGGGCAUCGGGACUCUCGCCACCAUUUAUUUGAAGCCAGUCCAACAAGUCUUCCGUUCUGCACGGACGCGCCGGCUGCAGGAUUCACCCGCCCUGCAGAGGAAGAGAGAAGACCUGAACCGCGCUCUGACCGGGCUGGACCUCGCGAAUCCUCUGUCGUUGAACACGGCCGUCACCACACCAGGCGGCACGGCCGUGCCCAACCACCAAGCUGCGAUUGAAGCCGCCGACGAGUAUUUCAAGAACCUGAGCCUGAGUGACAGCAGUGGGGGGGACAUCCUGACCAGCCCGACCGUUGGGGGUGGAGGAAACCCGUACAUUGUCAGCCAGGGCGCGCCACAGCCGACUUUUCAUCCGCAAACCAGUGUCGCCAACAACGGAGAUCUCCUGUACUAG
Molecule: messenger RNA, 2103 nt
Organism: Fonsecaea erecta
Lineage: Eukaryota; Fungi; Ascomycota; Eurotiomycetes; Chaetothyriales; Herpotrichiellaceae
Exons: 4
Coding region: 1-2103 (700 amino acids)
Biological process (GO): vesicle-mediated transport; intracellular protein transport
Cellular component (GO): membrane coat
Molecular function (GO): clathrin binding
Source: RefSeq, a predicted model, not a curated record